AUGGCAGCAUUGGAUGACAAUUAUAAUCAUUGGGAUUUAGAAAGCGAUGACUAUCGUAUGCCAGGUUAGGUUAUUAAAAAUUACAAUUCACAUCACAAUGAGCCACAACCAGUAUCUAAUUAUAUUUAUACUAUGCUAAAAAACCAGACUGUUCAGUUGAAAAUUAGAGUAGAUCCUCUGACACUGAAAACUAUUACACUCAUGCUCCACUUGUAACAAAUAACCAUUUAUUCUAUUAUUCAGUUUACCGAAAAACCUAAGUGCACUCCUCUAGUCAAGAAAGAAAUCAUUGAAUUUGAGGAAGAGGAGCCCAGAAAAAUGGGCACCCCUUCAAGUCAUGAAGCCAUCUCAUUACAAACACCGAAAAGCAUGAGAAGUCAACAACCCCAUAAAACUAAGGCUGCUGAAAAAAUUAGAGCACGACUAUCGAAGCCUUAAAUACUUACUAAGAACUAAAUUCGUCAAAAGCAGUUGUAACAAUUUAUAGAUGGAUGGGGUUUUUCUUUAUUGAUGGCCCUUGUUACAAUAUAUGCAUUAUUUGGAGAUGAUAUAAGAAUCUUAUCUGUUAACAAGGAUGGAGAUGACAUUUUCUUUAUUUUGACAUCAAUUUGCAUUGCGUGUUUCACUAUAGAAAUUGUAUUAACUUGCAUAGUCAAUCCAGCCUAUCUAUUUAAUGUAUUUAGAUUUUUAUCACAAUAGUUUUACUUUUGGCUUGAUUUGAUAUCUACUGCCACAAUGAUAUUAGACAUCGGUUGGAUUACAGAUCAUUGGUAUGGUGAUGAGGGGGAUGUUUAAAAUGCUGCCACUCUCAAAGCCUUAGGGAAAGCGUCAAGAACAGCAAGGAAAGCGGCCAGGGUGAUAAGAAUUAUAAGAUUAGUUAGAUUGAUCAAAUUAUAUAAACAUGCGAGAUAACAAAUUGAAAAAGAAAAACAAAAAAGUAUUCUGUAAGAAUUGCUAUUGAAAGAUGAACAGAAACUCAAUUCAUCAUAGUAAUAACAUCAAUAAUAAUAGAACAAAUAAAAAUAAAAUUAUUUAAUUAGAAUUUCUAUAUUAUAGUAAAAUAAAAAGAAACCUAAGACAGGAGAUCUGAAUUCAUAACUCCCUUAUAUCAAUAAAAGUAAACAUUCCAGAUCUUAAUCAGAACAUGAUCAAAAUAGUAGUAAUAAUGAGCAAUUGAAAUAAUCUACUCAUUCAUAAAGUGAUUAAAUCAAAGAAUCUCAUGUAGGAUCUCAAUUGUAAGAUUUGGUGAUGAGAAGAGCCAUUACUAUUAUUAUUUCUAUAUUAAUAAGCAUUCCAAUUCUUACUUUGGAUACAUAUUCUGAAAUUAUUAAUAGCUAUGACUCUGGAAUAUUUAGAAUUAGUUAAUUUAGAAAGAAUUUACCAAUUACAAAUAUGCUUAUCUAACAAUAUGUCUAAUUCCAUAAUCCCGAAAUCUACCCUAUUCAAUCUGUUUUAGUACUCCAAGACGAUUUGAAUCAAGUAUAUACUGAGUAUAAUUACACUACUAAUCCUGAUUGGUUUUAAUCAACUGAAAUGGUCAAAAGUCAAUAUCGAUUUUCAGAUCAAUAAUACUUUGUAACAACUGAUGACGACAAUUAAUUGAUCACAUACUCUGUCUCAGAUUUAGUAGAUUAUAAUAAAAUUAAUGCUAUAUUAUCUAUUUUUUAAACUGUAUUUGUUUGUAUAGUGUUGGCUUUGAGUGCUAUUUUGUUUAAUAAAGAUGUCACAGAGUUAAUAAUUGAACCUAUUGAAACAAUGAUACAAAAGAUAGAAUUGAUAGCUAACAAUCCACUUGAGGCUGUUAAUAUUGAAGAAUAGGAAGAUCUUAUUACAUAGGAGUUAGAAAAAAACAAAGACAUUUAAAAAAUUAGACAAAGGCAAAUUGAGUAAACUACAGAAACAUAUUUGUUGCAAGAACUAAUAAUGAAAAUAGGAGCACUAUUGGCUGUUGGUUUUGGUGAAGCAGGUUCAGAAAUUAUAGCAGAAAAUAUUAAAAAGGGUGGAAGUGUAGAUCCUAUGAUACCUGGAAAAAGAGUGCUUGCAAUUUUUGGCUUUUGUGAUAUUCGUAAUUUUACUGAUGCCACUGAAGUAUUACAAGAGGAUGUUAUGGUUUUUGUUAAUGAAAUUGCAGAAAUUGUACAUUUUACAGUUGACAGCUAUGGUGGUUCUGUUAAUAAAAAUAUUGGUGACGCUUUUCUCUUAGUGUGGAAGUAUCCUGAUAUGAAAUAUCAUGUAGACCCAUAAACAAAUAAGUUAAUAUUGCAUAGUGAUCAUAAUGUUAAACAAAGAGGUGAUAUGGCAGUUUUAUCAUUUUUGAAAAUUAUAAUCUCUGUAUCUCUAUCAAAAAAAUUAGAUAAAUACAAAAGGCAUGAAGGACUAAAUUCCAGAAUUAAAGACUAUUGUGUUCGAAUGGGUUUUGGUUUGCAUUUGGGCUGGGGUAUUGAAGGUGCCAUAGGAUCAUCCUUUAAAAUUGAUGCUUCAUAUUUAAGUCCAAAUGUGAAUAUGGCAUCAAGAUUAGAAGCUGCAACUAAAUAAUUUGGCACAUAUAUUCUUAUUAGUGGAGUCUUAAAGAGAAAUUUAACAUAAGCUUGCUAAAAUCAUAUAAGAUUAAUUGAUGUUGUAACGGUCAAGGGUAGCAUUGAGCCGGUGGAAUUAUACACAGUGGAUUUGUCAAUAAAAAAUCUAUUAAAUAAAUUUAAGGAGCCAAGAGAUAUUUUUGAUAUUAGUAGGAUGAAACCAAGAGAAUAAAAAUAAUUCAGAGUUGUUAAUAGAUAUAAGAGAAAUCUCUUAAUUAAGAGUGUUGAGGAUGAUAAAAUUCAACUUGCAACACUUUUUGAAAAAGAUGAAGAUCUGAUUGCAGCUAGAGAACUAUAUACUUAAGUAUAAAAAUCAUUUUGAAUAGGAAUUCUAUGAUACAUGGAUUUCAGGUUUUAAUUCUUAUAUCAGGGGAGAAUGGGAUGAGGCUUAAAAGAUUUUCAUGAAAACAUUAGUAAAAUUAACGAAAUAAUUAAGACUAUGAUACCUGAACACAAAGAUGGUCCAUCAAACACAUUAUUGGAAGUUAUAAAUUCUGCUGGAGGUAGAGCACCUUAUGAUUGGAAGGGCUUUAGAGAACUCACAGAAAAGUGA
Paramecium octaurelia is the source of this 3129-nucleotide messenger RNA. NCBI's taxonomy places the organism in Eukaryota, Ciliophora, Oligohymenophorea, Peniculida, Parameciidae. The record is from the annotation of a GenBank genome assembly.